GGUCCGAGUGUUCAGCAGACGCUCGUGGUCUUAGUCUCCGGUCUCUCCGCCCGCCCCUCCCCCGCCCACCGCGGUCACCCGGGAAACCGGCCGCGAUAGCCGGCCGACUUGAAGCUGGUUUCAUGGCAGCGGCGAAGAAAGCAGUUUUGGGGCCGUUGGUGGGGGCAGUGGACCAGGGUACCAGCUCGACACGCUUUUUGGUUUUCAAUUCAAAAACAGCUGAACUACUUAGUCAUCAUCAAGUAGAAAUAAAACAGGAGUUCCCAAGAGAAGGAUGGGUGGAACAAGAUCCUAAGGAAAUUCUGCAGUCUGUCUAUGAAUGCAUAGAGAAAACAUGUGAGAAACUUGGACAGCUCAAUAUUGAUAUUUCCAACAUAAAAGCUAUUGGCGUCAGCAACCAGAGGGAAACCACUGUAGUCUGGGACAAGUUAACAGGAGAGCCUCUCUACAAUGCUGUGGUGUGGCUUGAUCUAAGAACCCAGUCUACCGUUGAAAAUCUUUAUAAAAGAAUUCCAGGAAAUAAUAACUUUGUCAAGUCCAAGACAGGCCUUCCACUUAGCACUUACUUCAGUGCAGUGAAACUUCGUUGGCUCCUUGACAAUGUGAGAAAAGUUCAAAAGGCUGUUGAAGAAAAUAGAGCUCUUUUUGGGACCAUUGAUUCAUGGCUUAUUUGGAGUUUGACAGGAGGAGUCAAUGGAGGCGUCCACUGUACUGAUGUAACGAAUGCAAGUAGGACAAUGCUUUUCAACAUUCAUUCUUUGGAAUGGGAUAAAGAGCUCUGCGAUUUUUUUGGAAUUCCAAUGGAAAUUCUUCCCAAUGUUCGGAGUUCUUCUGAGAUCUAUGGCCUAAUGAAAAUCUCUCAUAGCCUGAAAGCUGGGGCCUUGGAAGGUGUGCCAAUAUCUGGGUGUCUGGGGGACCAGUCUGCUGCUUUGGUGGGACAAAUGUGUUUCCAGGAUGGACAAGCCAAAAACACGUAUGGUACAGGAUGUUUCUUACUAUGUAAUACAGGCCAUAAGUGUGUAUUUUCUGAACAUGGCCUUCUGACCACAGUGGCUUACAAACUUGGCAGAGACAAACCAGUAUAUUAUGCAUUGGAAGGUUCUGUAGCUAUAGCUGGAGCUGUUAUUCGCUGGCUACGAGACAAUCUUGGUAUUAUCAAGUCCUCAGAGGAAAUUGAAAAACUCGCUAAAGAAGUAGGUACUUCUUAUGGCUGCUACUUUGUUCCGGCAUUUUCAGGGUUAUAUGCACCUUAUUGGGAACCUAGUGCAAGAGGGAUAAUCUGUGGACUUACUCAAUUCACCAAUAAAUGCCAUAUCGCUUUUGCUGCACUAGAAGCUGUUUGUUUUCAAACCCGAGAGAUUUUGGAUGCCAUGAAUCGCGACUGUGGAAUUCCACUCAGCCAUUUGCAGGUAGAUGGAGGAAUGACCAGCAACAAAAUUCUUAUGCAGCUGCAAGCGGACAUCCUGUAUAUUCCAGUAGUGAAGCCCUCCAUGCCUGAAACAACUGCACUCGGUGCUGCAAUGGCAGCAGGGGCUGCAGAAGGAGUUGGCGUUUGGAGUCUUGAACCUGAGGAUUUGUCAGCUGUCACGAUGGAGCGGUUUGAACCUCAGAUCAAUGCUGAGGAAAGUGAAAUUCGUUAUUCUACGUGGAAGAAAGCUGUGAUGAAGUCAAUGGGUUGGGUUACAACUCAGUCUCCGGAAAGUGGUGACCCUAGUAUCUUCUGUAGUCUGCCCUUGGGCAUUUUUAUAGUGAGUAGCAUGGUAAUGUUAAUCGGAGCAAGGUACAUCUCAGGUAUCCCAUAAAUAAUACCAACUCAUGGAUUCCCAAGAUGCAAGCUUUUUAUGUAAUGAGAGAAUCCAGCAAUUCUGUCUCUUAAUGUGAUGACACUAUUCAUAGACUCUGAUUUUAUUUAUAAGCCACUUGCUGCAUGAUCCUCCAAGUAGACCUGUGGCUUGAGGUAAAGAAAAUGCCACAGAAAGAAUGCUACAGAAAUAUUUGGUGUGUUUUUUAACACUGACAGUUAAGGUUGGGCCAGCUACAUUUGGGGCUGACCCCCUCCAUUGUCAUAACAUCCUGCCCCAUUCCCUCUAAGAUUUAGGAAGAAUUCAGAUCCUAUCCAUUGGAGUCUUUCAUCAAACAUAUUCAGAUUCUAACGGACCAGGAUUUUGAUUAUCUGCACCUUACAUGCCUGAUUAAGGGGUUAAUACUAACCUGUUAAAAAGAGUGAUUUUUUUGGUUUGCCAAAAGUUUUCUUUUCUAUAUAUUAGAAAACCACAUCUUCAUUGAAUGUUUAAAUGUAAAAUUCUACUAAAAUUAUUAAGACGACAAUUUAGUAUCUCAUAGUUUGGAUAUUUUUCUGAAAAGUAUUUGCCAAAACUGAAAUGCUUCAGUAUUUUACAUUGUCUGACUAAUUAGAGUGACUUUUUGUCUGGAUCUUAUAGGAAAGGAUGUUUUCUUUUUCUUAUUUCUUCCAUCUUUCCUUUUUAUAUUUUUUUACUUUAUAUGUAUAACAUACAUGCCUAUAUAUUUUAUAUACUACUGGUAGCCCAUUUAUAAAUUUAGGAGCACAUUGUAUUUAGUAGGUUAACAUGGCUGGUUUUAAGUGGACUACUAUGUAUAUAAAUAGUUUGGGGGAAACAGCUGUAUACAUGUUUGGGCAACGGUUAUGCAUAUUAUUUAACCAAGAGAAAUUUUUCUUAAAGAGCCAAUAUUUAAAAUUUAAGUAUAUCUCCUAUGUCAAUAAAAGAAAAUGUACUUUAUUAUGAUUUCAGCUAUAUUUCUUAUACUUUACCUUUUUAUUUAAUUGUCUAGCUGGAUAUAUCUUUUAAAAAGAAAACUAUGGAAUAUUACAGUAAACAUUGUUCUCAAACACAAGCGUUAAUCAAAAUAAAAUUAUUUUUUGUUUCAAUUAAUCUUUUAUAUAUUUGGGAUUCUUUUGAGGGAUUGAGGGAAUGUCAGAUUUUAAAAACAAAAGGAAAAUGUAGGAAUAAAGACAAUCUCUUUCAAUCUGGAGAUGCUAGAGAAUUAUCAAUGCUCAUUGUCAUAUUACAAAUGAAAAAAGGUUUACCAUUAGAAAUGCCUUCCAGUGAAACUAAUUAUUUCUCAAAAUAUUUAGUAUUAUAUAAGAAUUCACCUAGUUCCUUAACAUUCAUUUUUAAAAUUAUUUUUUGUAGUAAACAAGAAAAUAUUGCCUCCUAAUUCUUUUCUUCUAUCAGUGUCAAAUGGGAAAAUAUUUAUAUGUUGAUAAAAGAGGUUUUGUUUGGAAUUAAUCAUAGUUUGUAUUUACUGUUCUGAUUGUGCUGUUUCUAAAUUAUUAAAUCUGCUGGGUUUUAUUGAUGCAGCUGGCAUUUAAGUGACACAAAUACUAAAGAAAGGUACUGUGAAAUUAUCACUUUUUGGCAGGGAUACUUUUAAACAUAAUUACCUUUCUACAAAGGUAGGUUGAGAUAAUUGUAAAUAAUGGUGCAAAUCACUGUUCAGAUAAUCUUAAUAUUACAUUAAUUUUUCUACAGAUUGCAAGAUUUGUAAAUGUUUGAAUUGUACACAUUGAUAUUUAAUGAUAAAUUUUCACAAAAUAAAUCGACCCCUCAUUCUUACUUGCAUUUCUCAUUUAGAUCAAGUUAAAUUAACAAAGAUGUUUCAGCAAACUUGAAACUCAGCUGUUAGCACUUGAUCAGGCAUACUCGGAAGAAUUAAACAACAGCCGAAGAAAUAGUUUCUGGAAUGAUGAACACCUUAAUCAGUCUAUUAGAACAGACUAAAAUGUUCCAUCUCAGCAUUUCCAGCCUCUCUCUACCUGGGUUAGUCAGUGGAGUCUAGUGUACCAUUGUUCUCUUAACUCGAUAGCCAACACCUCAGUCUUUUGUUCUCCAACUAAUCAGUAAAAUAAAUAAUGCAUCUUUUCUUCUGUGA
This is a messenger RNA of Marmota flaviventris (yellow-bellied marmot), 3912 nucleotides long. The record is from RefSeq and is a predicted model, not a curated record. NCBI's taxonomy places the organism in Eukaryota, Metazoa, Chordata, Mammalia, Rodentia, Sciuridae.